This is a messenger RNA of Chlamydomonas reinhardtii, 9531 nucleotides long. RefSeq lists its product as uncharacterized. NCBI's taxonomy places the organism in Eukaryota, Viridiplantae, Chlorophyta, Chlorophyceae, Chlamydomonadales, Chlamydomonadaceae. The transcript is spliced from 31 exons. Bases 286 to 8967 code for a protein of 2893 amino acids. The record is from RefSeq and is a predicted model, not a curated record. Gene Ontology annotation, molecular function: ATP binding; ATP-dependent chromatin remodeler activity.
CCGCACCUGCUCAUUUACGAUGACUUAGAAUAGCCGAGUGUAAGCUGCAGUAGGAUGCCACGCAAGGCGUCUGCGCCCAAGCGGCGCACAGAUGCUGCAGAAGAACGCGACGAACCGCCACGAGCCGCCGUGCAGUCACAAGAUAAAUAUGAUUUGGUAGACCUGACGAAAACCAGUGCGCAAGAACCUGCCAGACCGCCCAAGAAGCGCAGAACAGAGCCAGCGAGCAAUUUGACACAAUGGGAGUUGCUUGCGGAGCAUCUUGCAAACAAAACCGACCCGAACAUGCUUUUGGGCUUUGCGGAGCUGCAGAUAUCGUCGGACGCGAGCGAUUCCGCGAGCGAAUCUCUCACUGUACGCGUACACAGCAAGGAGGAUGGCAGCAAUGCGCGCAUAACGUUUUCAUGGAGCGAGCGUGGCCAGAUGGAGCUGGAGCUGCCAGGAGCUGCUGCCGGGACGGGUCUCGUGCGGCUGCUACAGCUGGGAAUCCUGGGCGCGAGCAUCAGCACCGCCAGCGGGCUCGCGGGAUCAGGGAUCGCCGCGUCCCCCAGCCACGGGCCCGGCCCCACGGCGUCAGUGCUCUACCUCUGCGCCCCAGGGCCCAGUUCUCAGGCUAUGGCAGCAUCAGCCGCCGCGGCUCCUCAGGACUGCAAACCUGGCGACCUAAAUGGCCAGGCGUGGGACGGGGACGAGGACGGGGACGGGGUUGUGGAGGGUGGCAGCGACUGGCGGCCUGCCGUGUACCGCUUCAGCGGCGGUAGCAGCAGUGGCGGCGGCACCAGCAGCGACCUCCCAGGCAGUGGCGGCGGCGGCGGUAACAGCGGCAUCCCGCCUCUUGAAACCACUGGGCCUCGGGCCGCCACACAUGCCUACGGAGCCGGUACAAGUGGUGCGGGGCCUUCUGGCUCUGCAGACAAGAGCAAUGCCAACGGCCUCAUGUGGGCUGGCGGACAGACCGGAGAGCAGGCGCAGUCAGGGGCGGGGGCGGGGGCGGGGGUCAGGCUGGUGCUGAGGCUGGGCGUGCCGGCAGAGGCGAUGGAGAAGGUUGGGGUGGGUCAACCCGAGGACACGCAGCAGCGUGCCUGGCAGGGCCAGCUGCUGGAGGUGCUGACCUGGCUGCUGCCGCACCACCACCUCGACGGCGGCGGCGGUGGAGGCGGCAGUAGCAGUCCACAGCCGGACCGCACGCUGGCGGCAGGGGCUAGUGCAAGCGGCAGCGGGGCCGCAGGGGCAGGGCCCUCGACCUCUGGCGCCGGGCCCUCCGCGUCGGUUCCUGGGGCUUCGCCACGGGGGGCCGCUGCUACAGCCUCAGCAUCCGCAUCCGCCGCCGCCGCAGCCUCUGCUGCUACUGCUGCUGCUACCACUGCUGCAAACGCUGCUGCUACUGCUGCAAACGAUGCUGCUGCAGCCGCCGGAUUCGACGCGGGCUGGCUGUACAGUGCCGUGAAGCCCAGUGGCGCGGAGCCGCAGUGGCGCGGCGACCCGCCGGAGUUGAGGCCCCGGCUGCGGCCCUACCAGCGCCGGGCGGUGGCGUGGAUGCUGGCGCGGGAGCAGCAGCAGGCGGGGAGGCAGCCGGGAGUGGAGCCGGGAGUGGAGCCGGGAGUGGAGCCGGGAGUGGAGAGGGCUACGCAGGGCGAGCAGGGAGAAGGGGAGCAGGAGCGGAGGCAAGGUGGGCGCGGGGGCGCGCCGCAGGAGGCGGAGGGCGGGAGGGAGGCAGGGAUGGCGGCGGACGCUGCACAGGCCGCCGGCGCGAGUGGUCCGUUGCACCCGCUGUGGCGCCGGCUACACACGCUCCCAGGCAGCGCGGCGCCGGCGCUGUACGUCAAUCCGUACAGCGGGUCGUUGGCGGCGGUUGGUUUUGCCGUACCGCCGCCCGUGCGCGGCGGCAUCCUGGCGGAUGAGAUGGGGCUGGGCAAAACGGUUGAGCUGCUGGCGCUCAUAACCGCCAACCGCUUUUCGCCGCCGGCGGCGCCAACGACGCAACCGAAGGUGCAACGGCAGCACACGGAGGCGGAGGAGGAGGAGGAGGAGCCUGGGGAUGCGGCGGGGAGGGACGGGGCCGGCAUACUGGAGGAUGAGGAGCAGGAGGACGAGGAGCAGGAGGCGAGACCGCGGCGGACCCGGAACCGGGGCGGCGGCGCCCGGGCCGGCCGUGGCACGGCGGCGCAUGGCGGCGCAGGUCGUGACGGCGCCCGAUCGCGGCUGCGGCGCAAACCGCGCGCCGGUGACGACUCUGACGCUGACCCAGAUGACAGCGAAAAUGACCAGAACGCUCGCAUGAACGAAACGGAUGAAGACUUGGUGCUGGAGGAUGAAGAUCAGGAGGAGGAGGACCAGGUGGAGGACGAUGAUGACGAUGACUAUGUCGCACCAAAGCGAGGAGGGCAGGCGAAGGGCCGCCGCGGCGCUGGCGGCGCCGCCAGCGGAGCCGGCCGCAAGCGCGGCCGCGGGCCUGCGCAGCGCGCGGGGGUCGCGGCGUCGCGGCGUCAGGGGCGUGUGGAGCGAGUGGACUGUCCGUGUGGGCUGCGAUGUGAGGACCCAGAGGACGAGGCGGCGGCGGCCUACACAGGGCUGUGGAUCCAGUGCGACGCCUGCGCGGCGUGGAUGCACGGGGCGUGUGUGGGCGUGCGGCGCACCCCGCGCGGCGCCUGGGUGUGCACACGCUGCCUGAGAGACACGGCCGCGGCCACGGUGUCGGAGCCAUGCGGCGCCACCCUCAUUGUGGUGCCCUCAGCCAUCCUGCAGCAGUGGUACGACGAGCUGCAGCGUCACGUGAUGCCGGGGGCGCUCAGUGUGGUCGUGUACGGCGGACAGACCCAGCCCGGAACCGGCGGCGGCGGCGGCAAGGGCGGCGGCGCGGCGGCGGGCUUCAGCGGCGGCCUGAUUCUGGGCGGCGGCGGCGGCGGGCGGGCGGCAGGGAGAGGCGGCGGCGGUGCCAGGGGCGGCGGUGCGGCUGCAGCGGCGGCGGCGGCGGCUGGAGGUGGCGGGCCGGACAAGGAUGGCCACUACAGCAUCGCUACCUCCAUGGUGGUGUCUGCCCCCCAGCUGGCUGCUGCUGACGUGGUGCUGACCAGCUACGACGUGCUCAGGCGGGACGUGGCGCGGCAGCCCGACCUGGAGGCACCCGGCCACACGCGCAGCCUGAGGCGCGGCAAGCGCUAUGAGGUUGUGCCCACGCCGCUGACGCGGCUGACCUGGUGGCGUGUGGUGCUGGACGAGGCGCAGAUGGUGGAGAGCGGCACGGCCAAGGCGGCGGAGAUGGCGCUCAAGCUGGACACGGUGCACCGCUGGUGUGUGACGGGCACGCCCAUCAGCCGCGGACUGGAGGACGUGUUCGGCCUGAUGGCCUUCCUGCAGGCGGGCCCCUGGGCGCAGCGCCGCUGGUGGAGCCGCUGCAUAGCGCGGUCCGUGGAGGCGGGGCAGGCCGCAGGCAGGCGACUGCUGCUGCGCCUGCUGCGGCCGCGGCUGCGGCAGGGUCAACAGAGAGGAGCGGUGGGGGAGGCGCAGGUGCAGCAGAGGCAGGGAGGAAUGGCGGGGUGGAAGCUCGAGCCGGGCACCGGGGCUGCUACAGCCGCCGGGGCCGAUACUGACACCGCCGCUGCUACAGCUGCAGUUGCAGCUGCAGCUAGCGCCGCUGCUGCUGCUGCUGCUACAGCCCGCUGCUACGCCAGCCUGGGCCUGAUGUGGCGCUCCUCCAAGCGGGACGUGGAGGCGGAGCUGGGUCUGCCGCCGCAAUCGGCGCACCUGACCCGCCUGCGCCUCAACGCAGUGGAGCUGCACUUCUACAACCGCCAGCACCAGGACUGCGCCGCCAAGGCCCGCUCCGUGCUGCCGGCUCGGGUGGUGGCGGCCAUGGAGAGCGGCCGCCUCUUCAGCGGAGAGGCCGAGGCGGAGGAGGCGGCGGCGGCAGCGGCGGAGGCGGAGGCGCGCAGGGCCGCCCGAGCCGCGCGCCGCGCGCAGCGGGCAGAGCUGGGGCUGGGGCCGCGGGCGGGGUGGUCGGCAGGUGGCUUGGGAGGCGCGGCGGGCGCGGCGGGGGCGGCGGCGGCGGGUGCAGGCCCUUCGGGCGCAGGCACCUCCGCGACUCCCAUGGAUGUGGACGGUGCGGGGGCGGCAGGCGCGGUGGAGGCGGCGGGUGGCAGCGACACCGGCGCCGCGGCAGUGGCAGCAGCUGCUGUUGCUGCCGACGGUGGUGGUGGCAGCAGCGCCGCUGCUGACGCAGAUGGCGGCAGUAGCACUGGCGGCGGCGGGGCAGGGGCAGGCGGGGCUGGGGCUGGGGCAGGGGCUCUGUCGGAGCUGGCGGCGUUGCACAGGCGGCGCUGGGAGCAGCAGCGGGAGGCGGAGCGGCGGAAGCAGGAGGAGCAGGAGGAGGAGGCACGCAUCGAGGCGCUGCGGCGGGCGCGGCAGGAGCAGGAGGAACACGCGCGGCGGGAGCGAGGGCCACCGGAGGAGGAGGAGGGGGAUAUGGGCCCCAUGGAGGGGCAGGAGCAGCAGGAGGAGGAGGAGGCGGAGGAGGCGCAGGGGCGGGGAGGCGGCGGGCGGCGCCGGGGGCGUGGCGGCCGGGGUGGGAGGGGCCGCAGGGGUGCUGCGCAGGAGGAGGAGGAGGAGGAGGAGGAGGAGGAGGAGGAGGAGGAGGAGGAGGAGGAGGAGGAGGAGGAGGAGGAGGAGGAGGUAGAGUCUUCGGAGACGGAGGAGUGGGAGCAGUGGGAGGGGCUGCUGCUGCAGGGCCCGGCGGCGGGCAGCAGCGAUGGCGCGCAUGGCGCAGCAGCUGCUAACGGAGACGGGGGCGGGGGCGGAGCCGCGGGCGCUGCUAACGGGGUCACGGAGCCCUCUGCUGUCGCGCUGGCGGCAGCAACCGGGACAGGGGUGGGGGCCCAGCACCAGCAGCAUCAGCAGCAGCAGAAGCGGGCGGCGCAGCAGGCUAAGCGGCCUCGGCGGCCGCCACCGCUGUCCUCCAUUCUGGACAAGCCGCUGGCGCCGCAUCAGGCCCGCAAGCUGCUGGAGCCGCUGUUGAAGCUGCGGCAGGCCUGCUGCCACCCCCAGAUCGGCGCCGGCGGCCUGCGCUCCCGCAGGGGCGGCGGCGGCGGCCGCGGCGCGGGCGCGGCGGGCGCCGGUGGCGGCCCUCACCCCCACGGGCACCACCCCCACGGGCACCACCUGGGUUCGCACCAGGGGCGCGGCGAGGGGCCCAUGAGCAUGAACGAGAUCCUGGGCGUGCUGGUCACCCGCGCCCGACUGGAGGCGGAGGAGGAGCAGCGCAAACUGGUCAUGGCGCUCAACGGACUGGCGGCGCUGUUCGUGAUCCAGGGUGAGCCCGCUCAGGCCGUGUCCACCUACCGCUCCGCCCUGCGCGCCGUGGAGGAGCACCGCCAGCGCGACGGCAUCCAGGCGGACCGCCUGCAGCGCCUGCACACCCUAGCAAACCUGGACCUGCUGCUGCAGGCGGCGGCGGCGGCGGCGGAGGUGCUGGCGGGGCAGGCGGCAGCAGGCAGCGCCAACCCAGAGGCGGCGGCGGCAGCCGCAGCGGCCGGCAAACGGCUUCGAGCCCUGCUCGGCAGCAACGGCGGCGGCGGCGGGCGGGCGCUGGGUGCCGCGGCACUGACGGCGUUGGCGGCUGUGCCGCGCACGCUGCGGGAUGGCGGGCUGGCGGCGGACGCGGCGAGCAUCAGGGAACGGUACCUGGGGCAGGCGCGGAGCAAGGUGGUGGCGGCGGAGUCGGAGUACCGGGAGGUGCUCGUCACCGCCACACCCUUCCACGGCGCAGCGGGCUGGUACCUCAGCGCCAUCGACCUGCUGCAGGUGGAGGGGCAGGGCGAGGCGGCGGCGGAGCACAUCCGCACCAAGCUGCUGGAGGGCGACACCUACAGGCAGAAGACGGAUGUCAACGCCAGCAGCUUCGCGCACCGCUUCUCCUCACUGCUGGGACUCAAGAUGCUGCUGAACGAGGCCCUGGACGGCAUUGAGACGCACCGCGCCGAGGCCCUGGGGUCGCUGGAGGGGCUGGGGCGGCGGGCGGCGCAGCUGCCGGCGCCACACCCCGACUUCAUUGAGCAGGCGGGCCAGUGCGGGCGCUGCCGCAACGGGCCGGUACGGGCGCUGGUGUGCGAGCACUGCCGCCUGGACGAGCGCUUCAUACAGUGGGAGGUGCGGCUGUUCGCGCUGUACUCGCGCGCCCUGACCGCCGGCGCCACCGUGACGGCGGAGGAGGCGGCGCGGCGCGCGGCGGCGGCACUGGUCCGCUGGGCGGGGCGCGGCGGACUGGGCGAGCAGGAGGGAGGCCAGGAGGAGGACGAGCUGCUUGCGGCUGACGGCGGGCGGCGCGGCGGCGGCGGCUCCAGCCAGGUGGCCGCCACCGCCACCUCCUGGAGACAGAGCGAGGCGGAGAUGGUGCUGCGGCUGCUGUUGUCGCUGCUGCGUCAGCACGUGCGCGGUCGGUCCGCAGACGAGCGCGUGGAGCGAGUGCUGGCGGAGGGCAAGGCGCACGUGGGCCGUCUGGAGGCUCAGCGGCGGCUGCUGGUGUGCGGGCGCGCUCUGGGUCUGGCCCAACGCAUGCUGCUGUACGCGCACGACGAGCUGGGCAUGGCGGCGGCGCGCAUGAGGCUGGCCAGGGAGGGCGAGCCCAUCCCGCCGCACGAGGCCAACCUGAAGCUGCAGCCCGCCAUGGUGCCGGUCAAAAGCGUGGAGCUGACCAACGAUCGAAUCCUGGCGGAGGCGGAUUUGCGCCGCGCGCUGGGCACACUGCGGUACCUGCGCAAACUCCAAGCCAUCCAGAACAGGCAGCAACAGAACCAGCGCCAGCAGCAGCAGAAGCAGCAGGGAGGAGAGGGCGCAGCAGCAGCAGCAGCAGCAGCAGGGCCCUCGACUGCAGCCGCCGCCGCGGCAGCGUCUGAUGCUGCCGCGGGGCCUAGCGGCAGCACUGCCGGUGCUGCUACUGCUGCUGCUGCUGCCGGUGCCACUGCUGCCGCAGCUGCCGCCGCAGCGGCAUCGGGUGCCGCUGCAGCUGCACCGGGCGCUGGCGCGGCCAACGGCGGUGAUGACGACGAUGUCCAAAUCGUGUCGGGGGCCGGCCCACAGGGCGCAGUACCGGGGCCGGGGCAGCAGCAGCAGCGGCAGCAGGAGGGGGCGGAGCCGGAGCCGGCGGAGGAGGAGAUUGAGAUGUGCCCCAUCUGCCACGACCCCAUCGACCUACCCGGCACCUCCACCUCCACCUCCACCGCCUCCACCGCUAGUGUCAUCCUGCCGUGCGGGCACCAGAUGCACCCGCCCUGCUGCGAGGCGCUGGUGGCACGAACCCUGGGGCGCGCCACGCCCUACCCCAUGCGCCGCAUCCACUGCCCCAACUGCAGGACCAGAGUGCACAUAGCCGACAUCGCCUACAUCGACGCAACCGGGGACAUGUCCUCUGGAGGAGCCGCCGGCGGCGGCGGAGCCGCGGGCGGCGGCAGUGGCGGCGACGGCGGCAGUGGCGGCGGGCCCUGGUCCGGCGAGUCUGGUGUGGUGGUCCGCGGCAGUUACGGAUCCAAGGUGGAGGCGGUGGUACGGCGGAUCAAGUUCGUGCUGGGAGAGGAUGCGGCGGCCAAGGUGCUUGUGUUCAGCGGCUGGGCGGAGCUGUUGGAGCUGCUGGCGGGCGCACUGGCGGCCAACGGCGUGGCGGCGGCGGUGGCCAGGGGGCGGGGCGGCAUGGCGGCGGCGCUGGCGGCGUUCAAGGACCACCCGGGGGAGGUGGAGGAGGAGGCGCUGGAGGAAGAGCUGCUCGACGCCCCCGGCUCCACCACUGCUACUGCCGGCACUUCCACCGCCACUGCUACUGCCACAGCUGCUGCCACUGCUACUGCCACUGCUACUGCCACUGCUACUGCCACCGUGGGCCCAGAGGCCGAGUCCGACGGGGCCAAGGCGGAUCCGGGCCUGACGCCGCCGCCGAAGACACUAGCUGUCACGCAGGAGCAGCAGCAGCAGCAGCAGUGCGGAGGCAACCCGGCACCUGCUACAGCUGCUACUACAGCCGCUAUGGUGGCAGCAGCAGCAGGCGCGGGCCCUGCUACAGCCGCGGCCCGCGCUACAGCCACAGCGGCUCCCCUCCUCAACACAGGGGCGUACGGCAGCGCCGACGACUACCACCCGGCAGUAGCAGGCUCAGGGGCUGCAGCUGCAGGGGGUGGCAGUAGCCGCGCCGGCCGGGGCCGCACGCCGCCGCCGCCGCUGCCAGCUCUCCCGGGCACGCCUGGCGGCGGCGGCGGUGGCGCGGGCGGCGGUGCGAGGGGGCUGUUGUCGCCGGCGCUGGGCAGUCCGGGCGGCGGCGGCUCAGCUUUGAAGAGGGCCAAGCCACAGGCGCAUGUGAAGCCGCGAGUGCUGCUACUGCAGCUGAAGCAGGGCGGCGCGGGCCUCAACCUGACUGAGGCUCAGCACGUGGUGCUUGUGGAGCCGCAGCUGGACCCGGCGGCGGAGGCGCAGGCGGUGGGGCGCGUGCACCGCAUCGGGCAGGCUCGGCCCACGCACGUGCACCGCUUCGUGGUGGCACACACUGUGGAGGAGCAGGUUCACCGCCUGGCGGACAACCGCGCCCGCGGCAUGGACCUGUCUGUGGCGGUGCCGGCGGCGCGGGCUGGCGGCGGAGGCGGCGGCGGCGGCCACGGCGGCCGGCACGGCGGCCACGGCGGCGGCGGCGGCGGGGACGGUAGCGAGCUACUUACGGUCCGGGACGUGGCCAUGCUGCUGGACAACCGCUGGGGGGCGGGCGGCGGCGGCGGCGGCGGCGGCGCUCCCAGCGUGGGCAUCGGACUGGCGUCGCUGGUGCCGACGGCGGCGGCGGCGGCGGCGGCGGUCUCGGGGGCGCCGCCGGGCGGCAGCGGCAGCGCGGCGGCGGCGGGCGCGGUGGUUGCGACGACGACCGCGGAGGCGGCGGGGGACGAAGGCGAUGGCGGCGGGGAGGCGGAGCGGCAGCAGCAGCAGCAGCAGCAGCAGCCCUAGCCCCUGCAUGGGACGAGCAGCCGUUCUAAGGUUUGAGGUGCACGCUGCAUAGUUGCGCAAUUGAAGAAACCGAAAUCCAAGCGCGCAAUAAUAAUUGAUUGAUUACAUUGGGAUGUGGGCAUGUUUGUACAUAAUGCACGAUUUGCGCGUGUGUGGGUCAACCUAUGUGCGUGUGCGUGCGUGGGGGACAGCCUGUCAUGCUGCAUUGUCCUGUCCAUUGAAGAACCCAACGGACAAUGUGGCUCAUAGCUCUCAGCCGCGCGUGUAGUUCACCAAGCACCGUCGCGACUUUUGCACUGUGUACAUGUGCGGCUGUGUUUUAUGACCCCUGCAACGGCGCGCGCACUGGCAGAUCCGCACGCACAGCGGGUCAUUUCUGUCUGUGUGUGUUGGGAGGCUUUGUGGGGGGCCAGUGUGGCCGGCUGUGUGGGGCUGUGGCUGUGGCUGUGUGUGCGUGGGAUGGGCCGCUGCGCCUGCUGGCAGCUGCCUGCGAACAUGCAACAUGGGCAUGCCUGUAACACCUGCCGGUGGUGCAGUUGUUAGCUUCUGUAACUCACAUCCGCC